CCUAUUAUCGUGCUAAGUUUUACUCUCCAACCAAAAUGUUGAAGUUUCUCGUUACGGUAACGUGCUUAGCGUUGAUCGCACAAGCGACUGUCGUACAAAUUCCAUUGAAUAAGAACAACCAAAAACGCUCCUUGAAGAAUGUCGCCGCACAAUUGGCGGUUUUGCGUAGCAAAUACAAUUCCUUGCCACGCGCUACAGACGAGCAGUUGCACAAUUACUUGGACGAUUCAUACUAUGGUGCUAUCACCAUUGGUACACCACCGCAAAACUUCCAAGUACUCUUCGACACCGGUUCAUCAAAUUUGUGGGUGCCUAAAGGACCAUGCUCAGGUGAUCCGGCUUGCAAUAACCACAACUCAUAUGAUGCAAGCAAAUCGAGUACAUAUAAAGCGAACGGCACAGAGUUCUCCAUCCAAUAUGGUACUGGCAGUUUAACCGGUUAUUUAGUGGAAGAUACCGUAUCCGUGGCGGGUUUGGCUAUAAACGAUCAAGUAUUUGCUGUAGCCACGACGGAACCUGGCACUACUUUCGUGGAUGCCGUAUUCGAUGGUAUACUCGGUAUGGGCUACCAGGAGAUCUCUAAUGAUAAUGUGGUACCACCAUUCUAUAAUUUGUACAAACAAGGUUUGGUCAAAGAACCCGUUUUCAGUUUUUAUUUGACACGUGAUGGUACCUCUAGCCAGGGUGGUGUCUUAACUUUAGGUGGCAUUGAUAGUGAUCACUAUGAAGGUGAUAUAACCUAUGUUCCUGUCGCAAGCAAAGGAUAUUGGCAAUUCAACGUUGAUACGGUAUACAUUGGUGAUAACGAGUUCUCUUACGAAGAUUCGGCAAUUGCUGACACCGGUACUAGCCUUGUGGCAGUACCCUACUAUUUAUAUGGAUAUCUACAGGAACUCAUUGGUGCUGAACCCGACUACGAAGGUCAAUACUUUGUAGAUUGCUCUCAAGUAUCCAGUUUACCAAAGAUCUCGUUCACCAUUGCUGGCACUAACUUUACAUUAGAGGGUAGCGACUACGUCAUUGAAGUUGACUCUGAGAGUGGUGAGCAGUUGUGCAUGACUGCUUUCGAAGAUGGUGGUACUUCUUUCUGGAUUUUGGGAGAUGUUUUCAUUGGAAAAUACUACAGUGUUUUCGAUUUGGGCAAUAAUCAAGUUGGUUUUGCUAAAGCCAAAUAAAAUAUUCAAUUUGAAAAAAAACAUGCAAAUAAAAAGUCAUAAAAGAAUAUUUGACUAA
This is a messenger RNA of Bactrocera neohumeralis, 1233 nucleotides long. RefSeq names its product lysosomal aspartic protease-like. Gene Ontology annotation, cellular component: lysosome. The transcript has a single exon. The record is from RefSeq and is a predicted model, not a curated record. Lineage: Eukaryota; Metazoa; Arthropoda; Insecta; Diptera; Tephritidae. Bases 36 to 1175 code for a protein of 379 amino acids. Gene Ontology annotation, molecular function: aspartic-type endopeptidase activity. Gene Ontology annotation, biological process: proteolysis; cell death.